AUGGUGGCGCCGCAAGGCUGUUGUGAGAUCUGCCAGAUCUCCGAGGUGCUUGCAGACCCGCAGCUUCAAAACCGAUCUGUUCGUAUAACAGGACAAUUGAUGGCCUACGAUGCACAACAAAAAGUUGCUCGAGUUACAUUUCAAGACGCUUUAAUGAUCGUCGAGACGCAGCAAUUAGCUUUCGAAAAUUUGCGCUUGCAACUUGGCUCUAUGUACCAGUUUUUGGGCGAGACCUACGUACGCAACCAGGGCGAGGAGAUGGAAGUUCGACUUGUGGCUCGAGUGGCGCGCAACGUGGAUAAUUUAGACAUUGACCUAUUUCUCGAGACACUUGCAAUGCGUAGGCAAUUCCUGGCAUCUCGGGCUGGUGAAUAG
Messenger RNA from Plasmopara halstedii, 375 nucleotides. RefSeq lists its product as uncharacterized. Gene Ontology annotation, biological process: negative regulation of telomere maintenance via telomerase. The transcript has 2 exons. Gene Ontology annotation, cellular component: CST complex. The record is from RefSeq and is a predicted model, not a curated record. Bases 1 to 375 code for a protein of 124 amino acids. Gene Ontology annotation, molecular function: single-stranded DNA binding; telomeric repeat DNA binding; telomerase inhibitor activity. Lineage: Eukaryota; Oomycota; Peronosporomycetes; Peronosporales; Peronosporaceae.